AUGGAAUGUAGAUCAAAGUUUGAGAAGUGUUGUGUGAAACUUAACACAAAGGUGAGCUCCAAUCCCCUUGGUUCUCGCUACCCAACUGGGGUCCAAGGCCCCUUCAUCUCCUCGCCUCUGCUACUUCGGAGCCUCGCUCAUCACUCCCGCUUUCAUUCUCUUCUGCGCUCCUACUUUCAGAAACAACUUGGUCAUAUCAGUCCCUUGCAUAAGUUGAAGGCCUUGUCAACUCAUCCUUCGGUUUGCUUUAGUUUCUUUGAUGGAAGAGACAACAGCAAUGAUGUCUCAAAUGAAGACGUGCCCAACUCUAACAUGUUUUCUAGCUUAUUCACUGGAAGAGAGUGGACUAAUGUUCUGCUUGCUCUUAACAUCAUAGUUUAUAUUGCACAAGUUGGAACACAAAACGACUUGAUCCUAUGGGGUGCCAAGAUAAAUAGGCUGAUCGAUGAAGGGCAGUUGUGGACGCUGGUCACAAGUUCGUUUUUGCAUGCAAAUGUUGGUCACCUCCUGGUGAAUUGCUAUUAAUUGAACAGUGUAGGCCCUACCACGGAGAUGUCCAGCAUAAUAUUGCCUUCAAUAAAUUAGGACUAGCUGUGGUGUUGGACAAGGGAUAAGCUGUGGGAAUGCUACUGUGAGCCUUCGAUUCUGCAAAAUGGAUGGUAGGGUGGUGUGAAUCACUUCUAGAGUUAUGAAAGGAAAUUCUGGCAUCACAAGAGCUUUCAGUGUUAGAAAUUCUUAAACUACAUAGUAUAUGUGUCGCUACUAGGUUUCC
Molecule: messenger RNA, 772 nt
Organism: Argentina anserina (silverweed cinquefoil)
Lineage: Eukaryota; Viridiplantae; Streptophyta; Magnoliopsida; Rosales; Rosaceae
Product: RHOMBOID-like protein 10, chloroplastic
Exons: 6
Coding region: 1-525 (174 amino acids)
Cellular component (GO): chloroplast membrane
Molecular function (GO): serine-type endopeptidase activity
Source: RefSeq, a predicted model, not a curated record